UUCCCCCUAACCCAGAGUGGUUUAUAAUCAGAAAAGAACAUCUAAAAUCAGAAUUGACAACCGGAAAGCAAGUAAAGAACUUAGAAAGCUGGACAACUGGGAAGCUGGAUUUGGGGAAGGGUAUUAGGCAAGAAUAAGACAAACCGGUCUUGUCUUCAUUUUAAUGGUGAAUGUAGAGUACUUCUACGUGUUCACAUUCAUUACGCCCGUCGAUCCUCACAAUGACUGUGCGGUAUAGUAGAGACUUAAUACCAUUUUGCAUGUGAGGAAACAGAAACUUGUUCCGGGUUUCCGAGGAAAACACCUCCACCUGAAGCCGGAGAGAGAAAGAACUGGGUCUCCAGGCCUUGCUCAGCAAAUCCAGCCACGUGGCAGAGGGAAAGGGGAGGACCUGGCGUCAGGUUACCAGGCAGCGCCCCUCUGCUCGGCCCACUGGCACGCGCUCCCGGCAACAAGUAUAAAAGCUCAGGCCGGCUGUCCUUGAACACUGGUGCUGAACCCUGCCGCGCGCGCUUUGAAUUUCCCAACGGCUAAGCGCCUCUCCUGGUCGGUGUCCCAGGCAGGAAGGUGCAGAGACCCAUCUGACGCAGGACUUCAGGCAGACAAGCUCCAGCAGAGUGUGGCCAGAUGUGGUGCCUGGAGCGACUCCGCUUCGGUCCUGAGUGCCUUUGGCGGAGUGGAGACUGGCUUCUCCCGGGUCGGGCGCGCAAAGCCAAGUCUCGUACCACCGCCGCGUGCGCAAACGUGCUCACUCCGGACCGCAUCCCCGAGUUCUGCAUCCCACCGCGGCUCGUGCCCCGCCUGGCCUUGGCUGCAUUCCGGAAUUCCUGGGUCGAAGAAGCAGAGACGGACGAGGGCGCCGGCCGCACGGACUGGGACCCGCGCUCGCAGGCCGCGUUGUCGCUGCCGCAUCUGCCCCGUGUACGCACCGCCUACGGCUUCUGCGUGCUGCUCGAGAGCCCGCACACUCGCCGCAAGGAGUCGCUCCUGCUUGGGGACGCGCCCGCGCCCCGACCCCGGGCCCACACCUACGGCAUCGGCGGCGGCGGCGGCCCGGACGCCCUCCUGGGGACCCUGCGCUACCCGCGAGCUCAGGGCCCGGCCACCCCCGCGGCCCCCGGCGGUCCCCGUCCGCCCCAAGACGCGGUCGCCCCGCGGCCCCGCGGCUGCCGCCUCUUGCGUGUCCCCGACGGGCUGCUGAGCCGCGCGCUGCGGGCCGGGAGGAGUCGCCGCCUGGCCCGCGUCCGCUCCGUCUCCAGCGGGAAGGAGGACGAGGAGCGCCGCGCGGGCUCCCAGUUCCAGGCCCGGGCCCCCUCCGCAAGCCCGCCGUUGUGCCGGGUCCCGUUUCCCGAGCGCCUAGGGGCCGAGGGCACCGUGGCUCUGGGACGCGCCGGCGACGCCCUGCGCCUGGCCGCUGAGUACUGUCCGGGAACCGGGCGCCUCCGUCUCCGGCUGCUCCGCGCCGAGGGCCUGGCGGGAGGCGCCCCCGGGCCCCGCGCCGUUCGCUGCCUCCUCAGCCUCGUCCUGCGGCCGCCGGGCACCGCGCGUCAGCAAUGCAGCAUUGUGGUGGGGCGCAGCCGCAAGGCCUCCUUUGACCAGGACUUCUGCUUCGACGGCCUCUCGGAGGACGAGGUGCGCCGCCUGGCUGUUCGCGUCAAGGCCUGGGACGAGGGCCGCCUGCUGGGCCAGGGUGAGCUGUCCCUGGGCGCCCUCCUGCUGCUCUGAGGGCCCAGCCGUCCCCGGGGCGCUCUGCCAGGGGACUCCGGACACUGACAGCCGCGUGGUACAAAAUAAACGUGUAUUUGUUCUUCUCAUCAGGCCUGUUUCAGUCCAACACUGGCAGAGAUGAUUAUAGAUUAACUAUCCCAGUAAAAGAUAUGAUAUUUUCCAUAGAUGUCUCCAGAAUUCUUUUCAGCAAAUGGAAUGGUUCUACAGUGUUUCCCAAUAUAGACAGCUGUUUGCAUACCAUAUGUACCACACACUCCUGGGAAAUAAUGAAUCACAUGAAGUGUUAGAACUAGAAAGUGUCUUGGCGAUCUAUUUGCCCCAAUCACCUCAUUUUAAAAUUGGCGCAUUCCACAACAUGCAUCGAGACCAUCUUGGAGCAUUUACUUUUGAAGCAUUUUGUUUAAGACCCCAGAUAAGAAAAUGAAGGCAAUAGAGGUGAAGUGACUUGUCCAAGAGCAACAGUGAAGUAUUAGUUGAAACUCCAGUCUGAUACUCCUAGCUGUAUCUUACUGGAAAACCACUGGAGAAAAUGAAACCAUUUUAAUGUUCUACGCUUAAAUAAUAGUUAUAAUAGGCUAAGCGUGGCGGCUCACGCCUGUAAUCCUGGCACUUUGGGAGGCCGAGGCAGGCAGAUUGCUUGAGCCCAGGAGUUUGAGACCAGGCUGGGCAACAUGGCAAGACUGCGUCUCCAUAAAAAAUAGAAAAUUUAGCCGGACGAGGUGGCAUGCAUCUGUAGUUCCAUCUGCUCUGGGACUGAGGCGCAAGGAUCACCUGAGCCUGGGAGGUCAAGGCUGCAGUGAGCCGAAAUAGACACUGCACUCCUACCUGGGCAACCGGAGUGAGACCCUGUCUGCAAAUAAUAAUAAUAAUAAAUAGUUUUACAAGUGUUAAUUUGUUAAUGUCAAUCCCCAAAAGGAGGCACUGCUAUGCCCAUUUUACAGAUGAGGAUAUUGAGGCACAAAGAGCAGAGUCAGAAUUUGAACCUAGACAAUCAGUAUUUCACUCAUUACUCCUACGUAGGUAAUACCACAGUGUCUAAAGGGCUCGCUAUUAAAGUUGCGAGAAUUGUGCAGCUUCUCUCUGAAACUGUUGACUCUGAAGUUCGUGUCUACUUGCAUUCCUCAUCCUGCUUUUGGUGAAAAAGCAAAUUGUUUGAAAUGAGUAAUUUAUUAUCUCAUGCUAAUAACUUCAGGCAUUGAGAUGAGCUGAUGUGUCUAAGGCUCUGAGGAGGAAGCUAACUGGCCUCAGAAUCACAGAAAUGGGCGCCAGCCUUGUUGUAACCAGGUGAGCUAAUCUGCUGGAAUAGACAGUGGAGAGUAUACAGAUUGCAUGGUUUUACAUCUGGCUUCUGAUAAUAAUUCCAGAUUUAACAAUCCUAUUUUAGAGGAUGAUUUUUCCUCAUCCCUUGAAUUCACUGCCAGCAGGGCAUUUUUUUUUCUUUUUCUUUAUGCAAAUAGGAAAAUACAUCCUAAAUGAGGGUUUAAAAAUUGAAAACAUUGAAAUAUACAGGAUGGAGUUAAAUAUGACUCCAUUGUCUAUCUGGAUUCAGAAAUGGUUUCUGCUUUAUUUUAUUUCAUUUUGUCUUUUAGAACCAAGGCCUCACUCUGUCACCCAGGCUGGAGUGCAGUGGUGCAAUCACAGCUCACUGCAGCCUCUACUUCCUGACUCAAGCUAUCAUCCCACCUUGGCUUCUCAAAGUGCUGAGAUUAUAGGUGUGAGCCACCAUGCCCAGCCAGUUUCUGCUUUUGUUAAAAUUGUUCACAGUUUUAUCCAUUCAUGUUCAUUAAAAAUGCUAUUUAGAAAAGAUAAAUAUUAUACAAAAUUUGAAGAAAAAAAAGAAAAGAGUUUCUGUUUCAGUCACAAAUUGGGGUUAUUGUGAUGUGUAUUUAUAAUGAUGACCGUUAAACAAAUGUGAAGAAUACUGUGAAUUCUAUAACUCUAUCAAAAUCAGCCACAUCCAGAAGCUUGCAGUGGUUAACCAAAUGAAUGAUGACAUACAGUAGUUCAGAUCUAUCAUGUGCUCUUCUAUCUAAUCAGUCAAUAUUUCCUUGGCCCUCAAGCCAACAUUCAUUUUUUAUGUAUAACCUUCUUCAUUAUUUUGGAAUUUUGGUAGGGUAACUACUAACAAUUUCACAAAUGUAGCACUCUAAAAGGAAAAUAAAUGGAGAAUGAAAACAA
Macaca mulatta (Rhesus monkey) is the source of this 3906-nucleotide messenger RNA. It is a transcript of the gene C2CD4A, whose product is annotated as C2 calcium dependent domain containing 4A. Lineage: Eukaryota; Metazoa; Chordata; Mammalia; Primates; Cercopithecidae. The record is from RefSeq and is a predicted model, not a curated record.